AUGGCUGGCCGUGUGCUGUUGGUGUGUGCCCUCUGCGCGCUGUGCUGCGGCGGCGGUGUCGGUGCGUGGGGUGGCGGCUACUGCACGGAGAGUGACUGGAGGGACUUGAGGGCGGUCGCGAGGGACAUGAGCGAGGCGGAGAUUGAGGGGCAGUACUGCGGCCGCAAGCCGGAGUUUGUGCAGCGGCUGCGGGCGAGUCUGCAGGGAGAGACUGAGGAACGUCAGGAUGGGAAGGCAAACACUGUCACCGAUACCGACGAAAAAGCUCAACAAGAAACGCAAAAUGAGCAGCGUAGUACGGGCGCACCUGGAGUAUCACAAACUGAUGGCGCACAUUCAAAAAGGGGGGGAGACUCGGGGAGGGGACAGUCGUUGGAGUUGAAGCAAGUUUCACCACCAGGGAAGGACGGUGCAGGAAGCACUUCCCAGUCAGGCGGCAGCACAAGCCCAACCGAAGAUGGAGCAACGCGUACGGACAAAACAGUCUCCCUCCCGGUGCCAGCAUCACAACCAGCGACUCAGUCAGCUGAAGGACAAAAAAGGGAUGUUGGCGAGCCUACAACGUCGGUGUCUUCUCCACCAACGAAGGAAAAUAUGAACGUGGGAGGAAGUGGUGAAAGGAAGGAAAAACCGAAGGGAAUUGCGGCAGAACAACAACAAAAAGCAGCAGCUUCUCCACCGUCUCCGCCUGCAACACCAAACGCACCAACACCGCCGACCGGGCAGUCAGGGGAGGCCGAAGAGAAAACGACGUCGGCCGACGGUCAAUCAAAGGCGAAUGAGGGGAAAGGAGGAGAAGCGCGAGUUGAGGACGUCACACAAAACACUCAAACGACAGUUGUUGGGGGCCACGCGGGGGCAACUCAACAAAAUUCCCCUGCGGUUGGUGGCGGUGCUGCCAGCGGUGAGGCUGAAAGGCGCGCGGUGGACGAUGCAGCGAAAGGCGGUGUGGAGGGAACAACAGCAGCGCCAGCCACCAUCAGCGUUGGCACUAAUGCGGCGAAGCCGGUGCCCGGCGACAGUGACGGCGGCAGCGCGGCCUCGCACUGCACCUCCCCCGUUGCGCUUCUUCUGCUUCUUGCGUGUGCGGUGGCUGCUGCGAUGGCGGCGGCGUGA
Molecule: messenger RNA, 1116 nt
Organism: Trypanosoma rangeli
Lineage: Eukaryota; Euglenozoa; Kinetoplastea; Trypanosomatida; Trypanosomatidae
Exons: 1
Coding region: 1-1116 (371 amino acids)
Source: RefSeq, a predicted model, not a curated record